AUGCCUACUUUAUUCAGAACAGCUGCAGCAGCAACGGCUGUUUUGGCGUUGGCGGGAACCUCCUAUGCAGAGCCUGCUGGUGCUUUUAUCCAACAACAAAUCGAUGGCUUAACCGAUACUUGGCGUCAGGCCCAUGAUGUUGUCGAGGAAGGUAUCAAGGAUUGGUGGUCGCUUCCCUCCAAAGACUCUAUUGAAGAUAUCGCCAAGGAUUGGUGGCCCUUCCCCAUUGGAGAACAAGAUGAGGAACGUGCUGAUGGCUUCCUCAAGGCUUUCACUCAUCCAGCUUUCCCCGAGUAUUCGAUGCGUUACAAGUAUCCCGAUCUCUGCGACUCGAGUGUAAAGCAGAUUAGCGGUUACCUCGAUGUUGACUCGGAUAAGCAUUUCUUCUUUUGGUUCUUUGAGUCUCGCAACAAGCCUGAAGAAGAUCCUCUCGUCCUAUGGCUCAAUGGUGGUCCAGGAUGCUCUUCAUUGACUGGUCUAUUUGCGGAAUUGGGCCCCUGCAUGGUGAAUGAAGCAGGUGAUGACACUAUCCUCAAUGAGUACUCCUGGAAUAAGAACUCAAGCAUCAUUUUCUUGGAUCAGCCAUUGAAUGUCGGCUAUUCUUAUGGCAAUGGUGGUGCUCGUAACUCGAUUGCUGCUGCCAAGGAUGUGUAUGCCUUCCUUCAAUUGUUCUUUAAAGAAUUCUCACAAUACUCGACACUCGACUUCCACAUUGCCGGUGAAUCAUAUGCUGGUCAUUACAUCCCAGCCAUUGGUGGUGAGCUGAACCGCAACAACAAGGGCAGCUACAGCUUCAACACUGCAAGCUUGACUGAAUAUGCAUCCACGCUCGCCAAGAUCAACCUAAAGUCGUUGAUCAUUGGUAAUGGUUUGGUCGAUCCUUUGAUACAAUACAAGUACUAUUCCAAGAUGGCAUGCGAAAACUCAUACGGCCCUGUGCUUGAUCAAUCCACGUGCAACAGCAUGGAUCGCCAAUACCCUGCUUGCAAGACCUUGAUCGAGAACUGCUACAGCUCGCAAAAUGUCUUUUCGUGUCUCCCAGCAGCCAUGAAGUGCAACAAGGAUCAAAUCCAACCUUAUCAGGCAACUGGCAUGAAUCCCUAUGAUGUUCGCAAGGAAUGCACUGGUGGCAAUUUGUGUUAUGACAUUCUUGGCAGUGUCCAAAAAUACCUCAACCGCCCCGAAGUGAUGAAGGCUAUUGGUGCCCAAGUUGACAAGUAUGAAAGCUGCAACAUGGCUAUCAACUUCCAAUUCAACAUGGCUGGUGAUUGGAUGCGUCCCUAUGUGAAUGAAGUAGCUCCUCUUUUGGAAGAUGGCAUUCGUAUCCUUAUCUACGCUGGUGAUGCCGACUAUAUCUGUAACUGGAUGGGCAACAAGGCAUGGACCAUUGCCUUGCCCUGGAGUGGCCAUGAAGAAUUUGCUGCUGCCGAGGACACUGAAUGGAUCUCAACUACUGCUGGUGAACAAGGUGGUGAAUUGCGUCGCACCAAGGAUGGCCGAUUUGCUUUCUUGCGUGUCUUUGACUCGGGCCACAUGGUUCCUAUGGAUCGUGGUGAUUAUGCCAUCGACAUGUUGAAUGAUUGGUUGCACGAGAAGCUCGCUUAA
Lichtheimia ornata is the source of this 1605-nucleotide messenger RNA. RefSeq lists its product as uncharacterized. Gene Ontology annotation, cellular component: fungal-type vacuole. The record is from RefSeq and is a predicted model, not a curated record. Bases 1 to 1605 code for a protein of 534 amino acids. Lineage: Eukaryota; Fungi; Mucoromycota; Mucoromycetes; Mucorales; Lichtheimiaceae. The transcript has 6 exons. Gene Ontology annotation, molecular function: serine-type carboxypeptidase activity. Gene Ontology annotation, biological process: proteolysis.